This is a messenger RNA of Dictyostelium discoideum AX4, 1575 nucleotides long. RefSeq lists its product as hypothetical. The coding region runs from base 1 to 1575 and encodes 524 amino acids. The transcript is spliced from 3 exons. Lineage: Eukaryota; Evosea; Eumycetozoa; Dictyosteliales; Dictyosteliaceae. The record is from RefSeq and is a predicted model, not a curated record.
AUGGAUGUCGAUGACUCUUUACACCAAGAUACUUUGGAUGAUAAAUUUUAUUCAAUUUUAAAAAAUAUUUCAUCACCAAAUAGACAAGAAAGAUAUGAAGCAGUUCAAUGUGUUAGAAAAAUUUUAUCUGUUGAAAAUAAUCCACCAAUUGAUAGAGUUAUUAGUUCAGGAUUAGUACCAAUUUUACAUAGAUAUUUAGUUGAUGAAACAGAUACAUCAAUUCAAUAUGAAGCAUCAUGGGCAUUAACAAAUGUUGCAUCAGGAUCAUCAGAACAUACAAAUUAUAUUGUAGAGAAUGAAAUUCAUAAGAGUAUAAUUGAUUUAUUAUCAACCAGUAAUAAUAUUGACUUUUUAGAACAAAACAUUUGGGCAUUAGGUAAUAUCAUUGGUGAUUCAUCACAAAAUAGAGAUAGUAUACUCAACGAGGGUAUAGUAUUACAUUUGGUGGAGAUAUUGAAAACUCAUACAAAGAAAUCACUAGUUUCAAAUAUAAGUUGGACCAUUAGUAAUCUAUGUCGUGGCACACCACGUCCAGCAUUUAGAUUCAUUAAGCCACUAUUACCAUCCAUAAAGAGUUUACUCUUGACUUGGCAUAAAGAGGCGGACAUCGUGUCAGACACGUUGUGGGCGUUAUCAUUCUUGACUGAGUCGACCUCUGAGGAGAAAGAGAUCUUUAGUAAUGUCAUAUCGAUGGGAUUGGCAGAGAUCAUCAUUGAAAUCAUUUUCAAAUCCGAUCAAAACAGUUGCAUUAUACCUGGAUUUCGUACCAUUGGUAAUAUGCUCUCGGGUCCUGACGAUGUUACAGAGUUUUUGUUACAAUCUAAUGUAUUGAAAGUGUUUCCUAAAUUUUUAUCAUCACCAAAAGCCUCAUUGGUGAAGGAGGGUUAUUGGUGUUUGUCAAAUAUUACCAGUGGUCCAUCGAGUCAAAUUCAAAGAGUCAUAGACGAGGGUUUGGUUAAAAGAGCUAUUGAAACCGGUAAAAAGCCAACAAUCAAUAUGGACACUAAGCGUGAAAUCACUUGGGCUAUCAUUAACGCUAUCACUGGUGCUUCCAAUCCACAAUUGCUCUACUUGAUACAGAAUGAUUGUCUUGAUUGUUUGAAAAAGAAUUAUUCAACAGCUCAAGCUCAAUCAAAUCUAUUUCAUUACUAUUUGGAUGGCAUUACCAAUAUAUUAAAAUUGGUCAAUAAAUAUACCAAAGAAACAAACUGUUUAAAACUUUUCAACACUUUUAUCGAUGAUGAAUUCUUUGGUACUUUAAUUGACGAUAUCAAUUCUUGUUCACCAGAAUUUGUCGAAAAUUACUCGUCAAUCAAUUCUGCACAUUGCGAGUUGAAAAAAGUCGUUAAACAUAUUAUUGAAAUUAAAAAUUCAAAAGGUGAAAAUGUAAAUGAAGUUUUUUUAAAAAAUGGUUUUGAAAAUAUAAAAAAAAGUAUUGAAUUUGAAUCUGAUUUAGAUGAGGAUGAAAUUGAUUGUGAAUCUGUCGAAGAAGAAGAGGAAGAAGAAGAAGAAGAAGAAGCUUCUGAUUAUGAAGAUGAUAUUGCUAAAUUAAACGAAAUGGAUCUUAAUGAAUAA